Messenger RNA from Sclerotinia trifoliorum, 1994 nucleotides. The record is from the annotation of a GenBank genome assembly. Lineage: Eukaryota; Fungi; Ascomycota; Leotiomycetes; Helotiales; Sclerotiniaceae.
CCCAUUCCAUUUACAUCGCUCUCUCACUACAUUCAGAAGCGACAAUACAUUUAAAUUUACAAACCAAUUCAAAGGGCAAGUAGCAACGAUAUUAUUGAACUUUAAUCAUCUAUCUAUAUUAAUCCAAGACUCAAAGUAAGUCAAUCCUCAUCUCUUAUACAUAUCAACGAAAAUUGCUAACAUGCCUCCCUCAAAAGAACUUUCCAAAGAUUUAAAAAUCGACUUGGGCAAUCAUCAAUAUAUCGAUAGUCCAAGACAAUCUCUGAGAUCAGAAACUCGGGGCUUACAGCUCGGCAUCGAGGGGACAGUUAAUCAUAGAGAACAUACGACAUCAGAAGAGUCAACUUCAGAUACUCAAACACUUCAGGACACAAUCAAUCAACUAUCAAUUUCAAGCCCGGAAGUUUUGACUGAAAGAGAUACUGCACUUCUAGAUACCCCGUCACAAGUUACUUCCAGUGAAUUGACUUCAGCCAUGGGUCCAAAUCCCCAAAAUCCUCCAAAGCGAAAGGCUACAGAAGAGCCACCUAGUACUCCUGUUGAUUCUAAGAGGAUGAAAAUGAAUGAAGCGGAAUUGACUGCUCAUUUGAAGAAGAUGAAUACGGAACAUCCUGCCACCAUCAACAUCAUACCUUUUCCAGAAAAAGUUAGUCCUCUGAUGCAACUCCACAUCAUUCUUUUUAUCUAACAAUAAUUUAGCCAGCGGUAAUUGAAGAGCGAGAGGGUGAAAUCGAGUUUCGAGUUGUCAACAAUGACGAUACGAAUGCAAGCACUGUAAUCCUCUCGGGACUGAAAGGUAUUUUUCAAAAACAAUUGCCAAAGAUGCCAAAGGAAUACAUUGCUCGUCUAGUCUAUGAUCGAAACCAUUUAUCUAUUGCUUUGGUAAAAGUUUCACCACUGGAAGUAAUAGGAGGAAUUACAUAUCGACCAUUUGAUGAUCGCGAGUUUGCGGAAAUUGUCUUUUGUGCCAUAUCAUCUGAUCAACAAGUCAAAGGAUAUGGUGCACAUCUCAUGAACCAUCUCAAAGACUACGUCAAGGCUUCCUCCAACGUCAUGUACUUCCUCACCUACGCUGAUAAUUAUGCCAUUGGAUACUUUAAGAAGCAGGGAUUCACCAAAGAAAUCACUUUGGAGAAAAGUCGCUGGAUGGGUUACAUCAAAGAUUAUGAAGGUGGAACAAUUAUGCAAUGCGAGAUGCUCCCAAGAGUCCGUUACCUCGAACACUCUCGCAUGAUCUUGAAACAAAAGGAGGUAGUCAAUGCAAAGAUCCUCGCCUUCAGCAAAUCAGAUGAAGUUCACGCACCACCGAAGCAAUGGAAGAAUGGCGUUUGCAAAAUAGAUCCAAUGUCUAUCCCAGCUAUUCGCGCCUCGGGUUGGACACCUGCCAUGGAUGAAUUAGCUCGUCAACCUCGUCAUGGGCCAAACUUCUCACAACUACAAAGACUACUAAGUUCUCUUCAAAAUUAUCACCAAUCUUGGCCAUUCAUUUCACCUGUCAACAUUAAUGAUGUCGCCGAUUAUUACGAUGUAAUUUUGAACCCGAUGGACUUUCAAACCAUGGAAACGAAGCUUGAACAGGAUUUGUAUGAGAAGCCGGAAGAUUUUAUCGCAGACGCAAUGUUGAUUUACACCAAUUGUAAAAAGUACAACAAUGAUUCGACUCCAUAUGCAAAGUGUGCUACCAAGGUGGAGAAAUAUAUGUGGAGUCUUAUCAAAGAAAUUCCAGAGUGGUCAUACUUAUUGGACAAUUAAUCAAUGGGUGCUGUUGGGUUUCAGGCGUUACCCGGAUAUGGAAUUGGGGGAAGGUAUGAGGUUGGAAAAAUGCAAUGGGAUGGAAUUGUACAGCAUGGAGUACUUGGCAUGAAAGAGUUCUGAUAGAACGGACACGACGGAGAUGAAGGACAAGGUGCAUCAUGGAAGAAUUGAAUAAAGUAAACUUUAAAGGAGACUUCUUGUUUUAGAAAUUUCCAGUAGCGACAUGGACAUAAAAAGAA